UUAUCAUACAUUGCGACAAGGACCUAUUUUAGUAGGGCUGCUUGCUUUUAUAAAUAUUUUAAUUAUGGACGUAGAUCAAACAGCAAGACGAACUAAUUAAUAGCGAUGAAUAAAAGACGAGCGCAUCAUGCGCUGUUUCUUUUGUUGUUUCUCGUCAAUGAAUUAUUUUUUGUUCAACCCGCGGCAGGCGCAAAUUGCACUUCAAAAUCAGCCAAUGAGAAUUCCGAAUGCCGUUUGAUAAAUGGAGGAGAGUCUUAUGAGCCUGGUGAAUCGGAGAGUUGCACUUGCACAAAUCCAAAAUGUCAUGGUAAAAGCAGUUCUUUGAUUUGCAACGAUGAUGGACAGUGGUACACGACGGCAAAAUCGGAUGGAACUAAAUUUGAGUGCCAUUCUUGCAAAAAUAUUGAUUGCGUCAUUAAAACAAAUCUUUUCCAUAAUUGCAAAGACGUUAAAAGGCAUUACAAAAAUAAUGAAGGAGAUUUGAAAUGCACAUGCAAAAGUGACAACAAAAUAAAGAUAUUGAAAGAUUGUGAUGCAGCGACAGGCGAUUUUAAAAUUAAAACUGAAGUCGGGUCACCCUCUAGUUGUGAUGAACUCACCCCAACCACCUUUCCCACGAAAACAACAACUACUGCAACAACAGAAACUUUGUCCAGUAAUUCAUCUGAUCCAAACCAUCUAAAUAUAAAAAGCACAGGAGCAGAAACGACAACCAACAAUUCAACGAUCAACACCGACGACAAAAUAAAUAAUGGUGGUAGCCAGGAAUUGAUGAUAAUAGUCAUAGCUGCUGUAGCUUCCGUUGCCGCACUCUUGUUUUUGAUUCUGCUGUGCUACUGCUGUUGCAAGAAAGACCGGAACAAAAGGAAUCUCAUUGUGGACGGCGCUGUGGUAUACAAAAAUCCACUUUCAUUGUAGUUAUUUCAAGCUAUCAAGAAUAUUAUUAAUAUAAGCCAUAUUAUUAUUUGUUUCUUCUGUAUUAAAAGUAAAAAAAUCAAAAGUAAGUCACGGUAAGUCGUAAGUCAGAGAUCAUUAAUUAUUUACUAAAAUAAUAAAAGACUUCACAUUUUUUGCUUUGCAAAGUGCACAUAACACAUAAUGUAUUUAUCAAAUUUAAUAUUAUAAUGUAUUGAUAUUGAUGACAUUUUAAUCAUUGUGUAGUCUCAUUUCUUGUAACAAUUUGCUUUGUAAUUGAUGGAAAUUGAGUAAGUUAUCUAAAUUAGGCAAACAAGAUUUCGCAAGAUCGAUUUAUAAAAAUUAAAAUUAAAUAAAUAUU
Messenger RNA from Neocloeon triangulifer, 1276 nucleotides. RefSeq lists its product as uncharacterized. NCBI's taxonomy places the organism in Eukaryota, Metazoa, Arthropoda, Insecta, Ephemeroptera, Baetidae. Bases 106 to 918 code for a protein of 270 amino acids. The transcript has 5 exons. The record is from RefSeq and is a predicted model, not a curated record.